Molecule: messenger RNA, 1049 nt
Organism: Styela clava
Lineage: Eukaryota; Metazoa; Chordata; Ascidiacea; Stolidobranchia; Styelidae
Source: RefSeq, a predicted model, not a curated record
ACGUUCCGAGAUAUAUCAAACCAUCAGGAAAUGUUUCAAAAAUGUGAGGAACUUUGUGAAGCUUUGGAAGCUGAUGUCAAAAAAGCAGACGUCAAGGGAAUGACUGUCACACUUAAAAUUAAAACAGCUGCAUUCGAGUUGCAUACUCGCUCGAAAACCCUCUUUUAUCCUGUUGGAUGCAAAAGUGAGAUAUAUCCUGUAAUAUCUGAUCUGCUUAAACAAGAACUGGCUGCUAACAAAGGACAAAUGAAAUUGCGACUAAUUGGUGUUGGACUUUCUAAACUCUCGAAUGCUGGAAAAGAUAGUCAACAGAAAUCUCUGGAUUAUUUUAUCCAGAAAGUGAAAGCGAAAAAGAAAUCACAAGACACAGAUACACUUGCAAGUAGCAUUAAAAACAGUGAAUAUCACCCUGAUUCAAGCCUAACUUCUUCUGCCGUCACUAGUUCUGAAUGUGAAAGCAUUCAAACUACAGAUCUUGAGGAUGGUGGUCAACGUGAAAUUGUGAAUGGCGCAAAUGCAAGCACAACUUCUUCAAAUGAAGAACCUUCUGAACACAUUUUAAACCCGUGCAAUGAUGCAGCAGAUAAAGAAAUCAACUGUCCAAUAUGUGAAAAGGAAUUUAACGAUCUGUGUGCUCUUAAUAAACAUUUGGACGAAUGUGGAAUUACGCAAAAUAAUGAAAUUGGCAUUUUGGAAAAGCAAGAUAAAAUUGAGGAUAAUUCUGUAAAUAAUAACGAUUUAACUCAACAAAUAACAUGUUUCACUUGUCCGCUAUGCAAUGCUACAUUUUGUUGUCAGGAUAUAACAUUGGAAAAGUUUAAUACUCAUGUAGAUUCUUGUCUUAAUAGAAAAACUAUUAUGGAACUUGUUAAAUCUGAAUCUAAUUAUGCGAACUCAGAUUCAGAAAAGACAAAAACUAAACGGAGUUCUAAGACUUCAGGGCCUCCUAGGAAACGACAGAAAACAACAUCAAAACCGUCUUGCACAAUAGAUAAUUUUUUCAAAAAGUAGAUUUUUGUUUGUUAUGUAUUACUGGUGUGUGAUUUAGG